AUGGCUCUUCUUCUCUUCUCUUGCUUCUUAACCUCUCUUUCUCUUGCUCAUGGAGCUUCAACCAUUCACAUUUCUCCUUCUCAGCCUCCCACAGGUCUUGAGAACACCAUUUGGGAAAAUUCUACAAAGAAAUUUAUAGUGGCAGAAACGCCAUUAUAUGGACCUACUUACAAUAACCCUCAAGUGAUUGGAGACGCUUCAGUGGCUUUAGCUGCUCAAAGAACAUUCAGAAAGGAUCCAGUUAAUGGCUUCCAGAAAUAUACUGGAGGAUGGAACAUCAGCAACCACCAUUACUGGGCUUCUGUGGGAUAUACAGCUGGUCCUCUCUUUGCUGUUGCUGCUGCUUGGUUUCUUGGGUUUGGCAUCUGCUUACUGGUUAUAUGUAUGUGUCACAUAUGCCAUAGAACCAAAUCUAUUGGAUACUCAAGAGUUGCUUACAUUCUCUCCCUAAUCUUCCUCCUCGUCUUCACUCUUAUGGCAAUUUUGAGUUGUUUCUUAUCACAGAAUUGGAUGUGUUAUGCUAUACUCGGGUCAGAUAAGCCUUGUGAUUCUUGGAUGGAUUUUGGUGACUGGUACAUUCAUCUUGAGCGGAACGUUCCUUCUGCUACACAACUCAUCAACACAGUCGUAUCUAAUGUCUCCAACAUCAAUUUCUCUCCAGUCUUUGCCCAAAUGUACUACAACCAGUCUGGACCAUUGCUUCCUUUGCUCUGCAAUCCGUUUAACCAUGACCUCACCGAUCGCCCUUGCUCGCCUGGUGAGCUCGAUUUGAACAAUGCUACUCAAGCAUGGAGCACUUUCGUGUGCCAAGUGAACACGAACGGGACUUGCAUAACAACAGGGAGGCUCACACCGGCACUGUAUGGUCAGAUGGCAUCAUGUGUGAACAUCAGCACAGGGUUGAUCAACGACGCACCGUUCUUGGUUCAGCUUCAGGAUUGUUCAUACGCAAAGCAGACCUUCAGAGACAUAACCAAUAACAACUGUCCAGGACUCAGACGUUCUGGUUACAGGGUCUAUGUGGGCCUGGCAAUAUUAUCAACGGCUGUGAUGCUCUCGCUUCUGUUCUGGAUCAUCUACAGCAGGGAGAGACGGCAUCGUAAGGAAGCUUUGCCAGAAUAUUCAGAAAGUAAGGAGAUCGUAAGAGUUAACUUCUGA
This is a messenger RNA of Eruca vesicaria subsp. sativa (arugula), 1158 nucleotides long. The record is from the annotation of a GenBank genome assembly. Lineage: Eukaryota; Viridiplantae; Streptophyta; Magnoliopsida; Brassicales; Brassicaceae.